UAAAGCCAACAAGACGAGGAAGCAGCUCACAUCACUGAGAGGAAGCAUGAAGGAAACAUCUCUACUGUUUCUGCUCUGUAAGUAGACUUUUCUCUCUGUUCAUUACUGAUGAUGAAGAGGAAGAAAUGGAAAUAAAAAGACUGAAUUCAGGUCAGAAAUAUCAGGAAGAGAUCUCCACAUAUUCUACCUGCUGGUGUGUUGUUGUCAUUGCUUUUUCUGGAGGAUUUAUUUCUGCACGUUUCUCAACGUUUUCAUUUAAUCUGAUUUUAAAUCCCAUUUUUCCAGAAAUCCCAGUUUGGCCUGAAAACCAGUCAACAUAUAUGCAGAGUAUGUGUGUAUUUCUACUGGACGUGUGUGUUAAAUUGACGUGAAUGUUCUUUGUAUUUAGUUCUGAGCUCCCUGCUGUGCUGCAGAAAAAGUCAAGCUCGUCUGACCAUCAGUCCCAGCAGAUCUCAGCUUUUUGAAGGAGGAGCAGGGACGGCUGGUAUAAGUGGGCUAACAGGGCUUAGCCCUCCCUAGAUUUUUCAGUAAAGAUGAGGAAAAUAAUCAACUAAUUAAUUAAUUAAAACUUUGAACUGGUUGUUCUAAUUCUCGAUCAACCAACAACACCUAAAGAGCAAAAUCCGCACUAAAAACACAAUAUCUUUGUAAAAUGGCUAAUCAUUUACAGCCCAAGCGGAACAACAGAGUUUACCUUGACUUUUCGUUGACACAUGAGUGACGGGUUGUGUGAUUUGCCUCCUUCAUUUGCUUCUCAUUUGGGCUGAAUCUGUGCAGCCCAAAGCGGCGGAUGUGGACCAACGACAGACGACAGGAAAAACUCGAGGUGAAGAAGCUGGGGGCACACCACCCAAAAGAUCUGAAAAUGAGCCAGAAAGACACGCGCCAAAAUCGCAGCUUUUGUGUGAGCUGGUUUCAGAGAAAAGAAUGGCUAACAGCUAGCCAAGCUAAAAAGUCGCUUUUCUGUUUCCCGUGUUUACUUUUUGGAGGAGACACAGCUUGGACUGAGCAAGGUGUUGUGGAUCUGAAACAUUUAUCAGAUAAAAUAAAGAAACACGAAUGCAGCACAAGUCAUAUCGGAAAUGGCGUAAAGCUGACGAUGUUGGGUAAAGUCAACAUCGCCUGCCAGCUCGAUGAGGGCCACCGCUUUGCUGUACAGAGACACAACGAACUUGUCAAGAAAAACAGGCAUUCAUUAUCACGUAUUGUGGACUGUAUUAAGUUUUGCGGGGCUCACGAACUCUCUUUACGUGGAUCUGAUGAAUCUUCCACUUCGCUUAAUCGGGGCGUGUUUCUGGACCUCGUUGACCAGUUCUCCUUUUUAGACAGCCAGUUAGCUGAUCACCUGUCAAACACACAGGUUGCAAAGUACACCUCAAAAACCAGCCAGAAUGAGUUGCUGGACUGCAUGCUAUCAGUUUAUGAAAAGAAACUGGGCGAUGAAAUAUCGCAAGCACCGUUUGUGGCUGUGCAAGCUGAUGAGACGACAGAUGUGGCGCGUGUCAGCCAGUGCGUCAUUGUGCUCCGUUACGUCACCGAGUGUUCUGCUGUGGAGAGAUUUCUUUCUUUUUCUCCGUUAGUGGACAGAACUGCAGAGGGGUUUGAAAAACUUCUGAGAGAAAAACUCCAGCCAUAUAAACUGGAAAGUAAACUGAUCGCACAAACGUAUGAUGGGGCUGCUGUUAUGAGCGGCGCAGCGUCGGGCUUGCAGGCCAGAUUAAAGGAGACGUUUCCUCACGCGCACUUUGUGCACUGUUAUGCCCAUCAGCUGAACCUAAUAAUUCAACAGGCCUGCUCAUGCCUCACACCAGUCAGAAUUUUUUUUGCAAACUUAACAGCCUUUGCAACGUUUUUCGCCAAGUCUCCCAAAAGAACUGCGGUUCUGGAUGAAGUUUGCGGGAUUAGGAUUCCCGAGUCGGGACAAACAAGGUGGAACUUCAAGAGCCGCACAGUCCACACGGUGUUCGAGCAACAAAACAGUCUGAAGGCAUGUUUUGAAAAAAUACAAAACAGCCAGUCCUGGGACAGCGUGUCCGUCCAACAAGCCCACGGUCUGUCCACAUUACUGGAGGAUGAAGACUUUAUUUUCUUUUUAGAGUUUUUCCACGCCGCUCUGAUGCAUGUCGAUAUUUUCUACAACACCCUUCAGAAACGAACCACGGAUCCCCUGAAUACUGGACAAGCCCUGAUGAAUUUCUCCAGGUCCAUAACUGGACUGAGAGAACAGCUGAUCAAAGAUGACUGUCAUCCAAACGCGCCACGCAGGAUGCAGAGGUCUGGCUGCGUGUCGGUGGCCACGCAGUGCUGCAGCAUCAUGAUCGAGCAGUCCAAAGCUCGCUUUGAAAAAGCCCGACACCUAAUGUCGUUUGAACUGAUAAACCCGGAGCUGUUCUCACAGUUUAAGGCCAGUUUCCCCCAACAACAGCUGGAUGUCGCAUGUGAACAUUUUCCAAUGAUCUGCAAGGAGAAACUAAAGGGUGAGCUGAUGGUGAUGUACAGCAGUGCGGAGUUUGCGGUGUUAACGUCUGCAGUGACACUUUUGAAAAUGUUGAUAGAGAAUAAUCUUCAAAACACUUUCUCUGAAACUCUGAAACUGACACAAAUAGCCAUCACAACCCCGAUGACAUCAGCAGAGUCAGAGAGGUGCUUCAGCACCUUGAAGAGGAUAAAGUCUUUUCUGAGAAGCACUAUGGGACAGGACAGACUGAACGCACUGGCCGUGCUUUCUAUUGAGCGGGACUUCAUUCAGAAAUCACCUGACUUCAAUGAGAUGGUGAUCAACCUGUUUGCAUCUCAGAAAAAUCGUCGUGCUGAACUCCUCUUCAAAUGAGCCCUCCCACUCAAUAUCACCACAAGCCGUCACUGGUGUCUCUGGUCAGUGAGGACGACAGUUCUGCUGGAUAGACGGUGAUGAAAAACACGACCAUGAAGACCAGGACUCAGUGUGGAUCUGGGUGGGGAAAACCUGCUGGUUCUUCCUGUAGGAAUGACUACAUUCUCCCACAGGACUCUGGAGUUUACUGGUGUGAGUCCAGAGAGGGAGCAACCAGUAACAGCAUCACCCUCACUGUCACUGGUGGAUCAGUGAUCCUGCAGAGUCCUGUCCUCCCUGUGAUGGAGGGAGAUGACCUCACUCUGAGCUGUCAAUCAAAGCCUCCCUCCAACCUCCCAGCUGCUUUCUAUAAAGAUGGCUCCCUCAUCAGGACUGAGUCUACAGGUCACAUGACCCUCCACCAUGUUACCAGGUCUGAUGAAGGUCUCUACAGGUGUAGCAUCAGCAGUCAUGGAGAGUCUCCACCCAGUUGGAUCUCUGUGACAG
Messenger RNA from Melanotaenia boesemani (Boeseman's rainbowfish), 3319 nucleotides. RefSeq names its product zinc finger MYM-type protein 1-like. The record is from RefSeq and is a predicted model, not a curated record. Gene Ontology annotation, molecular function: protein dimerization activity. The coding region runs from base 791 to 2830 and encodes 679 amino acids. The transcript is spliced from 5 exons. Lineage: Eukaryota; Metazoa; Chordata; Actinopteri; Atheriniformes; Melanotaeniidae.